This is a messenger RNA of Rosa chinensis, 2801 nucleotides long. RefSeq names its product fluoride export protein 1. The coding region runs from base 307 to 1746 and encodes 479 amino acids. Gene Ontology annotation, cellular component: membrane. The record is from RefSeq and is a predicted model, not a curated record. NCBI's taxonomy places the organism in Eukaryota, Viridiplantae, Streptophyta, Magnoliopsida, Rosales, Rosaceae. Gene Ontology annotation, molecular function: fluoride transmembrane transporter activity. The transcript is spliced from 7 exons. Gene Ontology annotation, biological process: fluoride transmembrane transport.
UUUUCUUGCAAGAAACAAAUUAUGACAUUUCAACAUUAUUUUUAAUAUCUUAGAUCUGACUUCUUCUUUACAGAGCUGAAAGAAUUGGCAUCAUUUUGUUUGUGUCUAGACUAGCAGGUGGGAAACUUGGCAUUUUCUUACAAGGAACGAAUUAUGACAUUUCAACAUUAGAAGCAGUAGUACUUUUGUCAAUUUGACUACAACGUUGGUUCUUCCUUUUCAUAUCUGUUUUUUUUUAAUCAACAUUUUGAUUUUGUGAUAUAUUGGUACUCGUGAAGUAACUGAAACAAGAAUCAAGCCCUCUACAUGGUCAUGGAGGGGGGCGAGUACAGUGGGACUAAUGACUCUGAACUGAGAGCAAGUGUAUCAAUCGAUGUGACAAGAAGUGCCAGUUCUUCAUUAAGGUGGCGCUCUUUAAGUUCAUUAGGUGCUCAUCCCUCUCAAGUAGAUGAAGACAUUGAAAGUGAUAGUGUGUCAGAGGUGGGAGAUAUUGGGGAUCGAGCUCUUCACAGCAACAGGUACAGUGUAAGUGGCAGUUUCAACUUCUCAUCUGCAGAAGAUAUUCAAUUGCAAUCCUAUGGAUUCUGGUGUCAUGAUCCUACUGCAUCCCAUGCAAUCUCCACGGUGUCGCCUUUGCCAGAGGAAAUCAUUUCUCCCCUGUCUACUGAUGCCAUAGUACGUGAUGAGGAGAAAAACCAAAUCAUGCUUGUAGGAAACACUUAUGGUUCUUUACAUGUGCAGGCAAGUACAGAAAGAAUACCAAAAUUGUUGGAGUAUGGUUCAUGUAUGACUCAUCUAGCCUUCUUUGGCAUUCUUGGGGUCUUAACGAGAUAUCUACUGCAAAAAUUGUUCGGCCCCAGAGUUGCUGGUGUGACAAGUGACCAAACAAUUCUUUACCUUGAUCUUCCUUCUAAUAUGGUUGGCUCUUUCUUGAUGGGGUGGUGCGGUGUUGUUUUUAAAGCAGAUAUAUCAUAUAGGUCAGAUUUUUUGGCAAUUGGAUUGACAACAGGUUACCUGGGAAGUGUUACAACUUUUAGUGGUUGGAACCAGAAAAUGCUUGAACUGAGUGUCGAAGGCCAUUGGGUAUUUGCAGGUCUCGGUUUUUUAAUAGGUUUGUUUCUCGCUGCCUACUCCAUCAUUUUUGGGGUAGAAACAUCCAAGUGUUUUAGGCAGCUGCUUGUAAGGAGUUCAGGGUAUGGUGUUGCUAGCUCUAGAAAGAGCUGGAGAGUUGACAGCCUCAAGCGUCACUUGGCAGUUUUGGCAGUGUGUCUGCUGUUGCUAGCUGGAUUAUGGAGUAUGAGUGGAAUAUUGAUGAGGCAGGAGUUUAACAGCAGCAGCAGUGAGACACAACUUUGGUUGGCUUGCAUCAUUGGACCUCUAGGAGUCUGGGUCAGGUGGUUCUUAGCUCGACUAAAUGGACGUGGAUUGGGAAAGACAGGGUUGUUAAAAUGGGUUCCAUUUGGUACUCUAAUUGCCAAUGUUUCUGCAGCUUGUAUCAUGGCGGCACUUGCUACUGUAAAGAGAGAGGUAAAUACCAAGACUUGCGAUAUUGUUGCAACAGGCAUACAAUUUGGAUUUUUGGGUUGCCUGAGUACUGUAUCUACGUUCAUUGCCGAGUUUAAUGCAAUGAGAGAAAGUAAAUACCCCUGGAGAGCAUACAUCUACGCCACAGUCACCAUAUGCACCUCAUUUUGUUUAGGGACCCUGAUAUAUUCUGUACCUGUUUGGGCAAAGGGAGACAACUAAAUACAACAAUUUUUUGCUUCUCGAGUGCCCCAUGGAUCUUGCAGAAAAAUUUUCUACAAACCACCUGCAGCCAAUUUCCGUGCUUGAUGAACUUUCUAUCUUUUCACUGUUGUUUAUCUUCCUUUACCGCUCCAUUGCAUAUUCUUGUGAAUUGUGAUACAUAUAUUUUAUCAAGAAUCCAGAAAUUAACAGAUGUAUGUAGUCUUGGAAGAAGUUAGGCUCUUUGUAUCGGAUGAGGAAGGAGAACUCCCAAAGUCAGAUCUAUCCAAGUCAUUUUACUUAGACGGGAAUAAGAAGAUUCAACACAAGGCAUAUGGGAUCAAUUUUUCCCAAUAUAUACAAGGUUAAAUUAGAGAAAAGAGAGAUUUGGAGCUUAAAGUCAGACGCAGGUUUGAAAAGGUGCUUGCUAUCCUGACUGUCCAGAAUUGGCUCUGCUGUGUGUCAACUUCACGGAUUAAACUGUACCUUCUCACAAGGAAUUAGUAGGCGAGCCUUAUACCGCUGGAAAGAUACGGAUGUUAGCUUUUUGAGGAAUUUUACGGAAGUGGAUUCGCAUUCUUGUGGAUCAAGUUAUGAUGAUUUUAGCGAACCUAGUUCGGGAAGGCAGAUUCUGACGGAUUUUGCAUAUCUUUUCGGAAUCUGACUUGUGAGGCCCAAGUCCGUUGUUCUUAGCAAUUGAAUGGAACAAGGCUGAACGUGUCUGACAUAUUUUUGGAGUAAUUUCUUGCAUUGACUUUAAUAACCCUGCGUUUCUUUGGAGAGAAGAAAGCUAUUCCAAGUUGGACUAGAAGACCUAAGAAGCCCAAGUCAAGUAGGAAUUGGAAAGGAACGUAGAAGGCAGAAAACCUAGCACGUAUAGAGACACAAGAGGCAGCAUAUUCCGCAGAGAACGAGGAGAAGAGAAGUUCUCACCAUCGCUGGACCCGAGUUCCUCAAUUCUUCCAUUGUUUGUUUCAUGUUUUCUUUGAUUCUAGUCAUGUUUUUCAUAGUCAUGGAUUGCUAAACUUCUAGGCUAGGGCUGAGAUGAAGCCCCUAGUAUGACUAUCCUAUUUAUU